This is a messenger RNA of Penicillium daleae, 2001 nucleotides long. Its product is annotated as GTPase GUF1. Gene Ontology annotation, biological process: positive regulation of translation. Bases 1 to 2001 code for a protein of 666 amino acids. Gene Ontology annotation, molecular function: GTP binding; GTPase activity; mitochondrial ribosome binding. The transcript is spliced from 2 exons. The record is from RefSeq and is a predicted model, not a curated record. NCBI's taxonomy places the organism in Eukaryota, Fungi, Ascomycota, Eurotiomycetes, Eurotiales, Aspergillaceae. Gene Ontology annotation, cellular component: mitochondrion.
AUGCGAGGAUGUCUGCAGUUAGCCCGAUGGCUGAGCGCGGCGCCGAAUGGUCGAUCCGCGAGUCUCGCCUCGGCUGGCUUCUCGUCCCAGUAUAACUCCCUUCGGUCCUUUACAAAUUCGGCCGUUUGGAGUGCUAGGGCAAAGGCGUCUCCAAGUUCCCCCGACACGGACCUUGAACGACGGAUCGCAGCCAUCCCAAUUGAACGAUAUCGCAACUUCUGCAUUGUUGCCCACGUCGAUCAUGGAAAAAGCACCCUCUCCGAUCGGUUGCUGGAGCUCACGGGUACUAUCCAACCCGGUAUGAACAAACAGGUACUCGACAAGCUAGAUGUCGAGCGAGAGCGAGGAAUUACAGUCAAGGCGCAGACCUGUACAAUGAUUUACAACCACAAGGACGAGGACUACCUUUUGCAUUUGGUGGAUACCCCGGGCCAUGUGGAUUUCCGUGCAGAGGUGUCGCGCAGUUAUGCUAGCUGUGGAGGAGCCUUGCUUCUGGUCGAUGCUAGCCAGGGCGUUCAGGCGCAGACCGUUGCGAAUUUCUACCUGGCCUUUGCCCAGGGCCUUGAAUUGAUUCCGGUCAUCAACAAGGUGGACUUGCCCUCGGCCGAUCCGGAGCGGGCUCUGGAACAGAUGAAAAGCUCGUUCGAGCUGGAUACAGAGAAUGCAGUCAAGGUUUCAGCAAAGACUGGAUUGAAUGUUGCGGAAAUACUGCCAAGGGUUGUCGAGAAGAUUCCAGCCCCCGUUGGAGAUAUCUCGAAGCCCCUUCGCAUGCUUCUCGUGGACUCUUGGUACGACUCAUACAAGGGUGUUAUUCUUCUAGUGCGCGUGUUUGAUGGCGAGGUUCGUCCGGGCCAGCAACUAGUCUCCUUCGUCACCGGACUCAAAUACUAUGUGGGUGAGGUUGGCAUCAUGUAUCCAACCGAGACACCCCAGACAGUUCUCCGAGCGGGUCAAGUCGGGUAUAUCUACUUCAAUCCCGGCAUGAAGCGCAGUCAGGAGGCCAAAAUUGGCGACACUUUCACUCGAGUCGGGUCCGAGAAGUUUGUCGAGCCACUCCCUGGAUUCGAAGAGCCCAAGUCCAUGGUCUUUGUGGCGGUCUACCCUAUGAACGCCGAUCAUUUUGAGCAUUUGGAGGACAGCAUCAACCAACUCAUUCUGAAUGAUCGAAGUAUCACAGUUCAAAAAGAGUCCUCGGACGCGCUUGGAGCUGGUUUCCGAAUGGGCUUUUUGGGCACUCUCCAUUGCUCUGUAUUCGAGGACCGGUUGCGACAGGAACAUGGUGCCAGUAUCAUUAUCACUCCUCCUUCGGUUCCCGUUAAGGUGGUGUGGAAGGACGGCACCGAAGAAAUCAUCACCAACCCCGCCAAGUUCCCCGAUGAUGACAGCGUUCGUCUGAAGGUCGCUGAGGUGCAGGAGCCGUACGUGUUGGCCACCAUCACCUUCCCAGACGAGUAUCUCGGAAAGGUCAUCGAGCUAUGCGAGGCCAACCGAGGCGAACAACAGAGUAUCGAGUACUUCACAUCAAGCCAAGUCAUUCUCAAGUAUGAGCUGCCACUGGCUCACCUGGUUGAUGACUUCUUCGGCAAACUCAAAGGCAACACCAAAGGCUACGCUAGUCUGGACUAUGAAGAGUCUGCCUGGCGAGCCGGUAACAUCGUCAAGCUCCAGCUUCUCGUUAACAAGGUCCCAGUUGACGCUGUCUCCCGCCUCAUGCACAUGAGUCAAGUGAACUGGCAAGGGAGACAGUGGGUCACCAAGUUCAAGGAGCAUGUUGACAGACAACUUUUUGAGGUUGUCAUUCAGGCGGCUGUUGGCAAGAAGAUUGUGGCUCGUGAGACGAUCAAGCCUUAUCGCAAGGAUGUUCUGGCGAAACUUCAUGCUAGCGAUGUCAGUCGUCGGCGCAAGCUGUUAGAGAAGCAGAAGGAAGGUCGGAAGAGGCUUCGUGCCGUUGGAAAUGUGGUGAUUGAGCAUAAGGCAUUCCAGGCCUUCUUGGCGAAAUGA